Molecule: messenger RNA, 3372 nt
Organism: Saitoella complicata NRRL Y-17804
Lineage: Eukaryota; Fungi; Ascomycota; Saitoellomycetes; Saitoellales; Saitoellaceae
Product: ras GEF
Exons: 3
Coding region: 1-3372 (1123 amino acids)
Biological process (GO): Ras protein signal transduction; positive regulation of GTPase activity
Cellular component (GO): plasma membrane
Molecular function (GO): protein binding; guanyl-nucleotide exchange factor activity
Source: RefSeq, a predicted model, not a curated record
AUGGCUCAAGUGAUAUCAGAGGAACCACAAGGGAUUGCUCCUGAAGAAGCGCCAGUAUUCUGUCGAGCACUCUACGACUAUACAUCCAAUGACGCAUCAUCUCUCAACUUCGCCGCGGGCUCCGUCAUCCAAGUCCUAACUCAGCUCGAAUCAGGUUGGUGGGACGGUGUUCUCGAAGGCGAACGAGGCUGGUUUCCUUCCAACUAUGUCCAACUAUUCGCCGAAGGCGAACUAUCAGCAUCAGAGGAGGAAGGACUUGGGGAUGACGAAGUCGAAGACGACGGUGAUGGAAGUAAGGAUGAAGUCGAGGAUGAGGCAUUUUGGAUACAACAGAGCACGCCGGAUGGGAAGACAUAUUAUUACAACACGGUGACGGGGAACAGUUUGUGGGAAUUACCGACAAAGAAAGAACGGAGGUUAUCGCUUGCGACAACGCAGACACUUCCCAUCGUGACCACGCUGCAUUCACCGAUCUACGACCAUGAAGACGAACGAUCUGGAUCAGAAGGUGAGAUCUUGUUGUUUGCUGCUCCUACGACACGGAAUGGACAAGAUGGCGCAGCGUCAAGUAGCAACCGCGCAAGCUUUGCGAGUUCGACGGGAACUGGUGCAUCGACUGCCUCUUCUAAUGCACAGCCAAUGUCCACCUUAGCGACGACACCCGGAAGCAGACCGACGGAAGGUACACUGAGCACGAUCGCAGCGUCUUCUUCCGAAGAGGACACGCUUCGUCCUAAAGGUCCGACGGCCCAACUGCUUUUCUUGGACUCUUCGACAUACCGUACCCCAACCCUUCUCGAGCUCCACCGUCAAGUCCGCUUCUCUGUCGAAAAGCUCGCGAAAUCGAUUGAGCUCGGCGCGAAGGAUGCCUUCGUCGGUGACUGCGAGGAGAUCGUCGACACGAUUUCAACACUUGUUCUCUCGUUCGAUAGGACGGAUGCGCGGUUACGCGCGCAUCAUCGUCGGAUCAUGGCUGCGCUAUCAAAAUUGGUGUUGUCGACGAAGAUCGCGGCUGGUGUCUGGCCACCUGAUGAUGCAUCUAGCAAGAUGCGGUCUGACGCCGCUGAGGUUUUGACAGCCGCCGAAGGCUUCCUGGAAGCAGUUGGCGUGAAUAAGAUGGACGUCCGACGCAUCAAACCUGGGUUCGUUGUCGGUGGACAAGUCGGUGGUGGAUGGCGCGGAAACGGGAUCAUGCCCAACUCGAAACAAGGUGGACUCGUUGACACCCCUGAUAUGCAGAAACCCACCCAAGAUUUCACCGGGGCAGAAAUGGAAAAACUCGAGAACAUCGCCCGCGAAAUCCAGAGCGCGUUGAAGAAGCUACAGGUUGCGCUAGUUACUGCGCCUGGUCCGGGUCGGAGUGCAGGGUUGGGGGGGGACGAUCAGGGUUUGUUUGCAGGAAGGGCGCUGAUGAGUGCGCAGUCGGCUUGUCAGUUCACGCGGGAUUAUUUGGUGCUGAUCGAGGGUCUUAACUUGACGAUUUUGGCACAACCGCCUAGGUCGCCGACGUUGACGGAUUUUGCGCAGACGAAGCAGACGCUGUAUGACAAUAAUGCGGAUUUGUUGAUGGCGGCACAGGGACUUACGACGGGUGUGCAGCCGUGCGCGCCGAUGUACCCUCACGAAGGGGAGCAGCGCGUUGCGGCCGUUAAGCAAGCGGCGAAGGAGUUGGGUAAGAGUGUGCAAAGUGCAGUUUUCACGCUUCAGUUCCUGGUUGAGGAGAUCGUUAUGAGGCAGAACAACCCGCAAGGCUUGCCGAACGUCGCGGAGAGGAGGAAGAGUCAGUUGAGUAUCACAAGCUCGGUCAUACACGACCCGGUGAGAGAUCGGGCUGGAAGUACCGGAAGUUUGGUGGAGAGCCCGACCAGGACGAGUGUGGGAUCGACUUUGAGUGAUUUGGAAUUCCCUCGUACACCGAAGCGGGAGAAGGGGAGUAAACUCAAGCGAUUCUUCGGUGAUGAUGCGCCGCCUCCGGCGUUCUCCGAGGUUGGAAGUCCAGCAAAGGCUGCUACACCAACGAAUGGUGCUCCUCGACAGAAUAUUGCGGACGAGCCGUGGUAUCUGGGAGUUGAGUAUGAGCAUGAAAUCAGUUAUGACAUGAAGGGGAUGGUGAAGGGUGGUACGUUCGUUGUGCUCGUUGAGAGGUUAACGAGACAUGAUUUCCUUGACUCGGCGUUUAACAAUACCCUUUUGCUGACGUACCGGUCUUUCACGACAGCUGAGGCGUUGUUCGAUGCUCUAGUUGGGCGCUUCAAUAUUAUGGCGCCUCAUGGGUUGAUGCAGGAGGAACUGGACAUCUGGGUCGAGAGGAAGCAGAAGCCGAUCAGGUUGAGGGUGUUCAAUAUCCUCAAGUCGUGGAUGGAGACGUAUUUCAUGGAGCCGAAGGAUGAGGAGAGGACGGUGCAGUUGUUGGAUAGGAUUAAGCACUUCGCGGCAACGACGAUGAAGGAUCACUUAGCUGGUGCGCAAGUCUUGGAAAGGCUUGUUGAGAGACGACAGACCAGUGGUGAUGCUUCAUUCAGAAAGAUGGUCCUGAACCUGACAACGGCCUGUCCACCACCGAUCCUGCCAAAGAAUCUAAAGAGACUGAAGUUCCUGGAUGUUGAUGCUUUGGAGUUGGCGAGACAACUGACAAUUAUUGAAUCGAGGUUGUAUAACAAGAUCAAGCCCGAGGAGUGCUUGGACAAGAACUGGUCGAAACCUGAGGGAAGUGGAGGUGUUGUUGCGGAGAACAUCAAGGCGAUGAUUUUGAACUCAAAUCAGGUCACUGGAUGGGUGGCCGAGGCGAUCUUGACGCAGCCGGAGAUCAAGAAGCGUGUGAACCUGAUCAAGCACUUCAUUGCUGUUGCUGACAAAUGUCGACAACUCAACAACUUUUCAACUUUGACAGCAAUCAUAUCCGGACUCAACUCAGCGCCGAUCCACCGCUUGAAGCGGACGUGGGAGAUGGUAAACGCACGUAUGCUGCAGACCCUUGAAUCUCUCAACAAGGUCAUGAACUCGACCAAGAACUUCUCCGAGUAUCGUGAGAUGCUCCACGUCGUCAACCCACCAUGUGUUCCGUUCCUGGGUGUCUAUCUUACCGACUUGACUUUCAUCGAGGACGGUAAUCCGAAUAUGCUCAAGAAAUCCGAGCACCUCAUUAAUUUCUCGAAGAGAUCGAAGACGGCGGAAGUCAUUCGCGAGAUUCAGCAGUAUCAGUCCGUGCCCUAUUCAUUGCAGCCGGUCCCUGAAUUGCAGGUGUUCAUUUCGAGUAAUUUGAGGGAGAGCAGGGAUGUCACUGAGAUGUAUGAUCUGAGUUUGAACAUGGAGCCAAGGGAGAGGGAGGACGAGAAGAUUGCACGACUGCUGCAGGAAUCGGGUUUCCUCUGA